AUGAGGCUGGAUGUGAAAGCAACGCUCUACAGCGGUCAUGUGUACAUCUGGUCGUACGAGACACAGCAAAUCGUCAAGACGUUUGAGCUCACCGAUGUCCCGGCCCGCGCCGGCCGCUUCAUUGCGCGCAAGAACUGCGUUGUCUGCGGGUCGGAUGCUUUCCAAAUCCGGGUUUACAACUACAACACAAGCGAAAAGAUCACACAGUACAAAGCCAAUCCCGAUUACAUCCGCGCCAUCGUUGUUCACCCGACACAACUCUCCGUCCUUAUUGCCAGUAAUGACAUGACUAUCAAGCUCUGGGACUGGGCGAAGGGGUGGAAGAACGCCAGGGGCACAAAUACCUUCGCGUCUGCUUGCCUGAAUAGGACCGGUGCCUUGGGUUCUUCCACUCUCAGGUUCCAAUUGGAAGCACACGAAACGAAGGGCGGAAACCGUGUCGACUACUACCCUCACAGCGAUAAACCAUAUAUUCUUACCACCUCAGACGACAAGGCCACACCAAAUAAUGUGUCUUUCGCCUGCUACCACCCGGAGCUGCCCAUCAUCAUUUCAGGUUCCAAGGAUUUGAUGCUGACAUACCGCUUCGAGCAGUCCCUGAACGACGGGCUGGAGAGAGCAUGGUGUGUGGCUUACCAGAAGGGCAAGCAGGGCAUUGCGGUGGGCUUUGACGAUGGCUUGGUAGUCAAGAAGUUCGGUCCCGAUCAUGCUCACCAACAGAGCCUGAUCCACUCCCCGAACGGCCGUUCUGCAGCCAUCUGUGGGGAUGGCGAGCGUUCGGUCAAGCGCUGGAAUUUGUCUGCGUCCAAGGACAACUCGAACGAUUUCGCCAUCCGCGUGUUGGCAACUAACAUCAAGGAUUUCAAAAACUUCCAAGAGAAGAAGGGCAGGCUGGACAUCCCCUUCGCGGCAGACGGACUUACAGGCGGCGUCUUGUUGGGUGUAAAGGGCCAAGCGGUCCGCCGCAUCGAGGUUGAGCCCAAGCAGGUCUACCGGAGUGAGAGAGGCGAGCUGGUGGCCUUGGCCUGCGAGGAUACGACCUACGUGCUGAGGUUUUCAAGGGAGAGCUACAAUGAGGCGGUGCAGAACGGCCAGGUCGACGAUGACGGCGUCGAGGCUGCGUUUAGCGCUGUUACUGACAUCAACGAGAGUAUCCAAUCCGUCGAAUGGCUCGGUGACACGUACACCGUCGCGCACUUUGACAAGCCCAUGUACAUCCUGGGCUACCUCCAGCGCGACAGCAAGGUGUAUCUCAUCAACAAGCACCUCUCCGUCACCUCGUUUGCGCUCUCCCUCCCUGUCCCGGAGUACCAGACGUUGGUCCUGCGUGGAGACAUGGAGAUGGCGGCCGAGCUCCUUUCCAGCAUUCCCUACGACCAGCUCAAAAAAAUUGCCCGCUUCCUCAAGGGCCAGAGACACAAGGAGCUCGCGCUCGAAGUCGCCACCGACCCGGAGCACGAGUUCGACCUCGCAUUGGCGCUCAACCAGCCCGACAUCGCCCGGAAAAUGGCGCGGAAGGCCGAUCCGGAUCACAAAUGGAAGACGCUAGGCGACGCCGGCCUCGCCACGUGGGAUGUCCCCUUGCGACAGAGUGUUCUUGUCAACGCCAAGGACCCUCGGCUCCCUUUUGCUGGUCUACAUUUCGUCCUGCGACCGCGCCGGUCUCGCCAAGCUGGCCGAGCAGGGCUCCGAGACGGGCGUCCUCAAUGUUACGUUCACUACAAGCGGUCGCUGGGCGACGUCCCCGGCUGCAUCGACGUGCUUGUCAAGACGAACCGGUUUGCCGAGGCGUGGAAGAAAGACCUGGAGAAGAACAAGAAGGGGCGCGUCGCCAAGUCGCUGGGCAUGCCUGGUGAGGAUGAGGCGCUAUUUCCCGAGUGGGAUGAAUGGCUGCUGUUGGAGAAGGAGGGGCCUGCUGUCGCGGGAGAGGCAAACGCUAAGGAAGCUGCUGAUGAGGUUGAGGACGCGGAGGAUGCGAAAGAGGAGGGUCAAGAAGAGGACGUGGGGUAGUUCUUGGGUCAUCUGUGUCCUAGCGCAUAUGCGCGCUGAAUUGGAUGUGAUUCUUCGGCGUAGGGCGGUUGCUGUGUUUGGUAGAGAGCAAAACGUAAAGGCUCGGUUUUGCCAGCAGAAAUGAUCAUUAUGUUCAGCAUUCCUCUAGACAGGGACGGUAGAUGGAUAAGGAUCAAGAAACUUGAUGAUUGUUGUUGGCGUUUGGUCUCAUUCUCAAG
Parathielavia appendiculata is the source of this 2228-nucleotide messenger RNA. RefSeq lists its product as uncharacterized. Gene Ontology annotation, biological process: intracellular protein transport; retrograde vesicle-mediated transport, Golgi to endoplasmic reticulum; intra-Golgi vesicle-mediated transport. The coding region runs from base 1 to 2010 and encodes 669 amino acids. The transcript is spliced from 13 exons. Gene Ontology annotation, molecular function: protein binding; structural molecule activity. Gene Ontology annotation, cellular component: COPI vesicle coat. Lineage: Eukaryota; Fungi; Ascomycota; Sordariomycetes; Sordariales; Chaetomiaceae. The record is from RefSeq and is a predicted model, not a curated record.